Molecule: messenger RNA, 741 nt
Organism: Seminavis robusta
Lineage: Eukaryota; Bacillariophyta; Bacillariophyceae; Naviculales; Naviculaceae
Source: the annotation of a GenBank genome assembly
AUGGGAACGUUGCUAAAUGACCCCGCCAUCUGCAGGUUCCUUUCCCUGCUAACCAACAAGCCUGGUCAGUUCGCACAGGUCGCUGAACCAGCUGCUGCAGUCGCCGAUACUCCAGCAGCACCCAACAACGACGACUCGGUCUCCGAUACCAGCGUCGUGGAAGUCAUCGCCGUCACUUCCAAGCCAACCAACAAGGUCCUCAAAAAAACUGGAGUUGCCGUUGCGGUCAAACAAGAAAGCAAGCUUGCCGGGAAUGACAGCUCGAAGCUCGACGCCGACAAGUCUGUUCUAGUUCGAUGCCGUCCAACUCAAGACAGCAGUCGCAACCUCACAGUCGAAAUGGUCGGGAAACGUUGGUUCACCGACUUCCUUGAAACCCACCAGGUCGAAGAUCGUGGUCUGAGUGAACUCGACAUUGAGACCAAAAUUGGAGGGCGCUCCAAGGUCAUCUCCAAGCUAGUGGAUUUCAUGAAAGAUACAGUGUACAAGACUCGUAUCCCUUCUGUCACGAAACGUCGAACUGGUCUCCAGCAUUUCAUGCGCAUGGGAGUUCAACUUUGGAGUCUCACCAUUGAAGAACAGUGCGAGGUGCUCUCCCAGCAGGAGCACGUCAAGUGCUACACCGCUUCUGAGAGUGACUAUGAAUGGAACGACCCUGAGAAGCCAUUCAUUGAAGCUGACGACAGUGACAAGAACGAGGACGAAGAUGAGGAGCAAGUCGAGUACGAGGAAGAGGCUUAA